This is a messenger RNA of Jaminaea rosea, 2472 nucleotides long. RefSeq lists its product as hypothetical. The transcript has 2 exons. NCBI's taxonomy places the organism in Eukaryota, Fungi, Basidiomycota, Exobasidiomycetes, Microstromatales. The coding region runs from base 1 to 2472 and encodes 823 amino acids. The record is from RefSeq and is a predicted model, not a curated record.
AUGUCCAUGCUGUCUCCAGGAGCUAGUGUGCUCGCUGCCCCAGCCAGGCGCAGAGCUGCCUGCGCCUCAGCAUCUUGGACGCCUCGUCCAGCAUGGGCAGGUCGUCCCCCUACGACCUCGACCAAACGUGCACUUCAUCAUGACUCGCAAGCUGACACCAGCGAGCGUGGCAGUCAACAGCCCACUAGCAUCAGCAGCAAUACACCCUCAUCCUCUUCAUCUUACACACGACGCCGCCCUGUCUGGCGCGACAUUCCAGCAUACAAUGCCGACCCAUCAUCCUCAUACCCAUCACCAGCACCACCGCCUCCGCCUCGUCAACCCCAACCUUCAUCAUCGACGUCGACGUCGACCUCGACAACCUCAGAGACUUCGAACGCUCAUCUUAAUCGUGGCAAGACGGGCACGCCCAAUUGCAAAAGCGCCGUCUAUCUCAAAUUCGCAUCCCUGCCGGUCGACCAGUUGCGACACUCUCGUGGACUCAAAAUCCAUAAGGGAGCUCACAGAGCCAUCGUUCUUGUCGAAGAGUCGAAAGACGUCAUCGAUGCCUUUGUCAUCGGUCGACUCAAGGAAGAGCGUCUCUCGCCGAGUAGAGCACUUGCAGAGGUGACGGAGCUGCUGCCGGAGGAUGUUGGACAGGAGCAGGCGGCGCUCCUGCUGAUCAGUAGUCUCACGACGGGCGACAGGGCAACGAGCGAAAAUCUGGCAUUUGCUAGAGCGCUCUACAUGCUCCAGCGAGAUGAAGCGCGAGCCAGGCAGACAGCAUCAGCGCCUAUCAGACACCUCGCUCGCGUCGUUCGUCCAUCCUUCGACAAAGUGGGCUCCAGUGUGGCUUACGCUGCCCUGGCAGCUGAGAUCGUUCAAGAUCGCAGGCUCAAGCCAGCGGAGCGUCGCUCGCUUGUCACAAGAGCAAUGCCAGGGCUCUGCCAUCUACUGCGUACCCUAAGCCAGACUGGGCAUGGACGACACACGAGGGAGAUUAGGCGCAAUCACCUCUACGAAGUCUGGAGGGAGGCGAUCGAAAGCCUACUAUUAGAAGGAGUCCUCUCUCCGGCGAGCGGACAUGGGGCCGGAUCAUCCUCGCAAGCUGCUGCGCUCUGCGCUCAAAUGCUCAUGAUGGCCGUUCGUUGGGGCCCCUCAUUCUCAGCCGUCAGGCUCGCAGAGUCUCUUCACUCGGUGAAUAGCCUGGAACAAGUCAUCAAAGGCGCGACGGCUUCCUCAUCCCGCGUAGACGUCGAUAAUCUGUCCUCUCUUCCUGUCACGGAGCAGCUAGUGCACGGGCUCAUCUCGCGAGGUGCGGCGCAGCAUGCUGGGAGUAUCUUCAUGAUGUUACCACACACGCUUCGCAGCUUUGAUGGGUACGUCGCCCUACUGGAGCACCUUGGCGAGUCGGAUGCCUCGAUACCGCUCGAUUCACGCUACAAGCGGGCAAUGCCUCCGAGACCUCCCUCCAUCACGUUCCAGCGAGUCCUUUGGGAGGAUGCAUUGGCGCACGUCCGGCAGAGCGAUGGGAAGGAACACAUCGCCUGGCUCAAGCGCCUCUUUGGCGCUCGCAUGGUCAGUCAUGCUCGACACGGCAGCGCCAAUAUGGUUGAGCAGGAUCUGGGCCACAUGCAAAUGGUGGGCUUGCCGGGCAAUGGCUCUGAGUUGAGCAGCAAGGCGCAGGUUGCAAUUGUGCGGGCGUUUAUUCGAGCCGGGAGAUGGGAUGAGGCCAAAGAGCGCGCCAUCCAGAUGCUGGCGCAGCGCAGGCAAGAUGCGAACCAUGAGCUGGCUGUGGCCAGGCAAGGCGCUGCGAUGCUCAAUACCCUAAUCGCUGGCGUCGUGUCCCAAGACAUCGAAGCAGCAGGGCUGCCAGCCGAGCACCGCAGCGAGCAGGACGAUGACGAGGGCGCAAACGUCCCAGCAGGACGCGGCCUCCUCGAUCAAGUCCUCAGCGAGGUUUCACUCCCUAUCGGAACCCUCGUGCAAGUGCUACGCUGCCACGACUCCCUCGUCGAAGAGCUCAAUGUUGUCCCAGACGCAGUGACUCGCAAUAUUCUGCUCGGCUUCCUCUUCCGCUGGCGUCUUGCCCCGCUCGGGGACGACAUCUCUACGAUACGCCAGUUGCUGAAGCGGUGUGGCGUCUUUGGAGGUAAGAAGGGGGGCGGCAAGAAGGGAGGAGCAGAGCGGUUACAGGAGGCUCGCGAGUUCAUGGCGCAUGGCAAGAGUGUGCUCAGAGCCAUCAUCAAGACGCUAUACGAGCAGGGGCACGUGGAGCACGCGCAGUGGGUUGUGGGGAUGCUCAAGGAGGCAGAGCUGGCGGCGCAAACUGAGCUGCGCAAAGGCGGGGCUCAUAGCGAGCGCGUCGAUCUCGAUCUCGUCAACGAUGCCAGAUUCAUCGUCAGCUCGCCAAGCGGCUGUGCUAGGCCACCGAGCUACACGAUCCCAAACUCGCUGCGACUGCCUUCGAUCGUCACCUCGAUCCGUCUCUAA